Molecule: messenger RNA, 1539 nt
Organism: Seminavis robusta
Lineage: Eukaryota; Bacillariophyta; Bacillariophyceae; Naviculales; Naviculaceae
Source: the annotation of a GenBank genome assembly
CAGGCCAACAGACCUACUACUAUCUAUCUAGUAUCCUAUUUCGUUGCAAGCUACCAAACCAACUCUAGUACCCAUUCAAGAUGCAAGACCUAUUGGACGUCAUUAUCAAGAAAACACCCGAUGUCAAGGUACAAAGGGUGUGCUGUGGUUGCAACUUGCAAGAGCCAAAAGACGAGCCUUUUCAGAAAUGCUGUCCUCAAUGUCAUCGUGAAAAGUUAGUUCCUGCACUCUUCUGCUCCCAAGAGUGCUUCCAGAAUGCAUGGCCACGACACAAACAAUGGCACCAAGAAAAGGUACCAUUCUUCAAGGAGGGAGUAGCACGCUGCCAGAUUCCCAUCUUUGCUCCUGAGGAUCCAUCACAAUAUGUAGCCCUGCUAUGUGCAUCCAACAAGAAAACAUUCUCUGGUGACUUUAAUGGUGCAAAGAAACUCGUCAGAAAAGCACUAAAACUAGACACAAGCCGUGUAGAAGCAUACACAAUUCUGGGCGAAACAUAUUGGCUGUCAGGACAAACUGAGGAAGCCAAAUCAUGUUUCAAAGAAUCAAUCAAGAAGGAAGCAUUUGUUGCUUUGACGGGAUGUAACGGGGACAUCAUAGUCACGGCAAACGCAGUAUAUCUAACCUUAUGGGCCAGAUCCGUCCAGUUCUUAUGCAAAGGAUACAGAAGCAUUGCUGACAACGAUGAGAUUCAGACACCAAACUGGUUGUGCCAUGAUGGGAUGAUCAAACGAAUCACAAAGGUGGCACUCAAUGCAUCCAGUAAUGAAGGUCUGGUCCUGAAGCUGUCAUACACAAGGGCUCAUGUUCUGUUUCGGAAAUUCAAGGUACUCCAGCAAUGUCCAAGCCACUGGCAACAAUACAUGAAUGACCCAAACAACUUGAAUCGUACCGCUGAAGAGCUUCAAGAAGCAGCUACACUCUACCAGUUCGUGUCUCAAAGGAAAGAUGAAUUGACAGAGGUUGCAACAGAGUUGUCUGAUCAAGCAAGUGCUUUUGCUGAAAUGGUGAGCUCAUGGGAACCAUCCAAACGGACGGCUCUGGAGAAAGGCGAAGCUGGGAUUUGGGUUGUGAUGCAUGGCUUUGAGGCACAAGCCGGGAAGGACAUGAAUGGCAAGUUUGGUUUGAUCUUCAAGGAUGGACUGGAACAUGGUCGAGUUGCUGUCGAAGCGGAUGGACACCCUGGAGAGGAACGUGUCCACCCCCAAAAUCUCUGGCAAGUUCCCUUUUCGGAGAUGGAUUUGGCCCUCAUUUCCACUCUGGAUGAAGGUGUCCAGUGGAAGUAUGUGCGGGCCUCCAGAGAACUACUCCUGGCCCGUUUUUUGGCUGGCUUUCUUGAAGAGGAAGAGUUCCAACAAUUGAUGGAGAAGUGGCAUACACAAGUGAGUGAGUUCUGUGUCAAAGUGACUUGACUCCUCAAAGCCGGGAAAGCUCUCUAGCUCGAAACUGUCAUUUCGAAAACGACAGCAGGGGUUUCUUCUUUCCUGCAUUAUAGAUAGUUCUAGCUAGUAAUAUGGAUAUUAGCAAUCAGUGAUGUCGUCU